Angiostrongylus costaricensis is the source of this 1455-nucleotide messenger RNA. The record is from the annotation of a GenBank genome assembly. Lineage: Eukaryota; Metazoa; Nematoda; Chromadorea; Rhabditida; Metastrongylidae.
AUGAGAGCUGUUUUUCACGUACCAGUUUGCGACGAAAGGCUAAUUGAUGGCCGCGUAUGGGAAUGCAAAAAGACUGAUAAUGACCAUGCUGAGCUUAGACCAAGAUCGAACGGCACACCAUCAUGUGAUGGCCACCCAUACGCCUCAGUGUGGAGAGAGGAGACGCUGCAAUUUACUUGUGCUAAAGGUGGUGUGAAAGAGUUCAUGGGUUGCUUCACAUCUGGUAUAUUUGUUCCUAAUGGAGAAAUGAAGUCGGUGGAUGGUUCCAACGUCGAGUGCAAGAAACAUGAGAACGGUUCCAUUACAAUGGAGGUUCGAGAAACACCCAAUAAUACGAAAUGCAAGGAUAGCGGGGGACGUGAGCGGAAAGAAGGCUCUGAGUGGAAAGAAGGAUCGGUGCAGUAUAAAUGUGGUAAAGAAGGUAUGAAGGAGUUGAUGGGAUGCAUUACAACAUCUGGAGUGCUCAUUCUUGAAGAGGAGGUUAAGUCGGUGGAUGGUUAUGAUAUCGAGUGUAAGAAGCGUGCAAACGGUUCCAUUACAAUGCAGGUUCUGGGAAGAUCCAAAAAGAAGUGCAAAGACAGCAGCGGACGUGAGUGGGAAGAAGGCUCUGAGUGGGAAGAAUAUGCGGUGAAGUAUAAAUGUGGUAACGAUGGUAAGAAGGUGUCGAUGGGAUGCAUUACAGCAUCUAGAGUGCCCAUUCGUGAAGGGGAGGUUAAAUCGGUGGAUGGUUAUGAUAUCGAGUGUAAGAAGCGUGCAAACGGUUCCAUUACAAUGCAGGUUCUGGGAAGAUCCAAAAAGAAGUGCAAAGACAGCAGCGGACGUGAGUGGGAAGAAGGCUCUGAGUGGGAAGAAUAUGCGGUGAAGUAUAAAUGUGGUAACGAUGGUAAGAAGGUGUCGAUGGGAUGCAUUACAGCAUCUAGAGUGCCCAUUCGUGAAGGGGAGGUUAAAUCGGUGGAUGGUUAUGAUCUCGAGUGCAAGAAGUAUGCAAAUGGUUAUACCGCAUUGCUGCCUCUUCGAAGGUCCAAAAAGAAGUGCAAAGACAGCAGCGGACGUGAGUGGGAAGAAGGCUCUGAGUGGAAAGAAGGGUCGGUGCAGUAUAAAUGUGGUAAAGAAGGUAUGAAGGAGUUGAUGGGAUGCAUUACGACAUCUGGAGUGCUCAUUCGUGAAGGAGAGCUUAAAUCGGUGGAUGGUUAUCAUUUCGAGUGUAAGAGGCGUGCAAACGGUUAUACCACAAUGCCGGUUCUUGAAAAAUACGAGUGCAAAGGUGAAGUAUGGAGGGAAACACAACGCGUAGAGGGAGAGUAUAGAUGUGAUAGAGGAGGUGUGAGAACGGUGUUGGGAUGCAUCACAGGUGGAACAUACAUUCACGUUAAUUAUCAGGCGCAUGUAUGGGGUGCUAACCAUAAAUGCAUUAGCGAUAUAUACGGUGCAAAACUAGAGCGUCAAUGUAAGUAA